Molecule: messenger RNA, 1218 nt
Organism: Colletotrichum lupini
Lineage: Eukaryota; Fungi; Ascomycota; Sordariomycetes; Glomerellales; Glomerellaceae
Exons: 9
Coding region: 1-1218 (405 amino acids)
Source: RefSeq, a predicted model, not a curated record
AUGAGCAGUGAGAAGACAGCCAUCCGACUGGAACUUUUGCUUCUUGGAACGUAUGAAUCCCCGGACCAUGCAUGGUUUAUUCCCAUCCCACCUGAACCAACCCUGUUCAGGUUGGAUCUUGCCGCCAUUAUUUCCACUUAUGGCAAUUAUUGUCACUCCAAGGGUUAUCAUGGCCAGAACACAAAUCCACCGACGAAUCUCUUUGCUCAGCUACUCACUCUCACAAAUUUUGGCCUAUUACUUUUUCACGUCUUUUCAUCUCCAACUUUUCUGUAUUUCAAGCAAGUAUUGCAUACAUAUGUCACCAACGAACAUGAUCCUGAUGAUGGCUUCUGGAAAAGAGAUGUGUUGGCCCCAGAGGCCGAUCCGGACAACAGUUCAGCAAUGUCAGCGACGCAGCUCAACGUAAAGGAGCAUUGUGGCUUUGUACGCCGAAUUGGGGAUGACUGCUACACGAUUGCCAAUUCGACUGGUUUACAAACGUGGAUUCCUGUAUGCAUCGACGCCUCGCGUUUCAUCAAGGAGAUACCGCCAGCCAGCAUCAUUUAUGGACCAGCCAUUCCGCAAAAGCAUCCCAAUCACCUAGCGCCUCCCAUAAAUCCUUCUGUUCCAGAGCGAAAUAUGUGCAAUGCUCUCAUAGUCACCUUCUCGGACACUGCACCCGUCUCGGCUUUGAUUGUUGCCGAUGUCGGCGAAGACUCACCUCUGUCGGAACUUAAUUGCUGCCGCGUUCACAAUGCCGAGCAGCAACUACGGGAUGAUGAAACAUCUACCAUCAUAGUUGCAACAUGCAAACCCCAUUCUGGCUUGCUCACGUCCUGGCAAUCACUGAGAGUGCUUGAAGAUGAAUUAUGUAAACAAAGAUGGUGGAAGGCUGAAAAACUCACUACCAAACAUAAAAACUGCGACUACAACACCAAGUCAUAUCCAAAGAACUUAAUCGUAUGGUAUUCGGAGUGGCUUAAUCCUUCAACAGGAGUGUGCCAUCCAGUAAAGAUCACGCAAACGCUCGGAACGCAGUGUCGUGUCCGCGGCCUCCGAUGCCCAGGAAACAAAAGUUCCCUAGAACUCGGGGAUUCUUCGCAAGGUUCCAGUGAGUUAUUGUUAAUGGGGAACAAGCCUCCCUGCAGUGUCCGAAUUCUGGGCAUUCAGGAAAUGGGCUCACCACAGCAAAAGUGCGACGUGGAUAAGCAUGAUGAGGGAUUGGGCAACAUCUAG